Ziziphus jujuba (common jujube) is the source of this 956-nucleotide messenger RNA. Its product is annotated as elongation factor 1-beta. NCBI's taxonomy places the organism in Eukaryota, Viridiplantae, Streptophyta, Magnoliopsida, Rosales, Rhamnaceae. Bases 108 to 776 code for a protein of 222 amino acids. The record is from RefSeq and is a predicted model, not a curated record. Gene Ontology annotation, cellular component: eukaryotic translation elongation factor 1 complex; cytosol. Gene Ontology annotation, biological process: translational elongation. The transcript has 6 exons. Gene Ontology annotation, molecular function: translation elongation factor activity; guanyl-nucleotide exchange factor activity.
AUUCUGAUAGACGGAAACUUCCUCUUUUCCGCCUGGUCCUUUGUAAUUUGGUAAAGCACUCCGCCUCACUCACUCACUCCCUCACAGUCUCCUCUACUCCUUCUCCAAUGGCUGUCACCUUCUCAGAUCUCCACACUGAAGCUGGCCUCAAAUCUCUCGACGAUUUCCUUUCUUCCAAAACUUACAUUUCUGGAGAUCAAUUGACCAAGGAUGAUAUAAAGGUCUACGCAGCGGUUUUGGCCAAGCCUGGGGAUUCAUAUCCCAAUGCAAGCAGAUGGUACGACAGCGUUUCUGCCAGUCUCGCCCCAAGAUUCCCUGGAAAAGCUGUUGGUGUGAGUGUAUGCGGCAAAGGUGCCCCUGUAGAAGCUGCUCCUGCUAAGGCUCCUGCUGCUGACGAUGAUGAUGACCUAGAUCUCUUUGGUGAUGAGACAGAGGACGACAAGAAAGCAGCCGAGGAGAGGGAGGCAGCUAAAAAGGCCUCCGGCAAGAAGAAAGAGAGUGGAAAAUCUUCUGUUCUUUUAGAUGUGAAGCCUUGGGAUGAUGAGACAGACAUGAAAAAACUGGAAGAGGCUGUUCGAGGUGUUGAAAUGCCUGGUCUCUUUUGGGGUGCAUCGAAAUUGGUUCCAGUUGGUUAUGGGAUCAAGAAGUUGCAAAUAAUGCUUACCAUUGUUGAUGACCUUGUAUCCGUGGAUACCCUUAUCGAGGAGCAUCUUACAGUAGAGCCUAUCAACGAGUUUGUCCAAAGCUGUGACAUUGUUGCCUUCAACAAAAUCUAAGUACCUUUUUGUUUGCGUCAGAUUUCAAGUGUCCUUACGCUAUCAUAUGAGCUGUGUUUUUUUUUUUUUUUUUAAUUGCCACUGUUGUUUACAAUGGAUGAUGAGAGAGGAAAAAAGCUGAACAUAAUUUUCUACUAAAUAGUGUUUUUAAUAGAUGUGAUUCUAGGCUUUUUGGAUUAA